AAAAUGACACUCAACAGGUACCAUCAGGGUGGAAGUCGUCCGAAAAGGUUAAAAUCGAGAUCAAUUUAGGAGCCUGGGGUAACUUCCUAUUCCUGUUUCGGAAUUAUAGAACGAGGACUGAAAGAUUUGCGCCAGUUACUGUAAUGGUUUUGUAAGAAAGGCAUUCAGUACCUCAAGACUGAAAUUUGAAGAACUAUAAAAAUUGAGCAUGUUCCAGAGUUCAAAAGAGAUUUGUAAGAAUGAAGGAGUUAAUCUGUUGUAAGAAGUGUACCCUUCAAGCAAACAAAUAUAUCAAACAAAAAUGAGAACCUCAACUUUUACUGCUAUCCUUUCUGUGCUCACUUCUGGCGUUUUUGCCUCCCCAAUUUCAUUCCAGCCCCUUGAAGUUAAAGCUACAAAUGUCUCAACAGCUGUUUCAAUUGAAGGUAUUACUGAUUCUUACUUGGAAACUUGGGACGACUUCACCUACCCAAGUAUUGAGAACUGUAAUGCAACUCAAGUUAAAAUGAUUAACAAAUAUUAUCAAGACUUGUUAGAAGUUGCUAGUGUUGCCAGAGCGCAUUUGAUCUCUGAAGGUGUUGAUGAAGCAUUCGAGCACUGGUUUGGUGAAAAUGGUAACCCACUUACUGUUUUGGGCGUCAUUGAUAACAUUGUCCAAGGUGACAAAUCUGGUGUUCUUUACAGAUGUGAUGAUAUCGAAGGUACUUGUGCCUCUCACCCAACUACCUACCCAGGUUACCACAGAGUCAAUGCUUCCCAAGAAACAGUACUCUGUGAUUUGUUCUUCACAUCCAAGAAACCCUUAGAGGAUAUGUGUGUCAUUGGCAACAUUACCACUGUUAAACCAAAAAAGUUUGCUGGAAUUGACCUUUUCCACAGAUUUUUGCACAUCGAAAGUAUCAGCAAGGGUUUUGUUGCUGAAUAUGUCGAGGACAUGGAUCAGCUUGUUGAUUAUGCUGAGCACAACUCUUCUUAUGCCGUUAUCAACACUGACAACAUUUUGUACUACAUUGCAGAGUCAUAUGCUCUUGAACUUACUCCAGGUGGAUGUUUGGGAGACUAUCCAGGUAACUAAGUCACAGCUAAAGUUGAUAUCCUUUCAAUUUUCAUGUAAUUCUGACUCAAAAAACAUUUCUGACGUGGAGUUAAUAUAACUCGUUUUAUAUCUGCAAAAUAAUUCGUUUUCUUAAUCCAAAACGGGCAGUUUUUGAUCGAUUUCUCCUUUUAUAAUAAAAUGCUGUUUUUCAA
Messenger RNA from Pichia membranifaciens NRRL Y-2026, 1248 nucleotides. RefSeq lists its product as hypothetical. Gene Ontology annotation, cellular component: cell surface; fungal-type cell wall; extracellular region. Bases 302 to 1075 code for a protein of 257 amino acids. The record is from RefSeq and is a predicted model, not a curated record. Lineage: Eukaryota; Fungi; Ascomycota; Pichiomycetes; Pichiales; Pichiaceae. The transcript has a single exon. Gene Ontology annotation, molecular function: zinc ion binding; integrin binding; metallopeptidase activity.